Messenger RNA from Rubroshorea leprosula, 1570 nucleotides. The record is from the annotation of a GenBank genome assembly. Lineage: Eukaryota; Viridiplantae; Streptophyta; Magnoliopsida; Malvales; Dipterocarpaceae.
AGAUAGAUAUUCGCUGCAUUUCCUUUUCUUCUGUUUAGGAAAAUUAAAAAAUAAAAAUAAAAAAAAGGGGAAAAAAAAAGCAGAUAUUGGUGAGAAGAGGAAAAAGAGAGAAGGAAACGCUGUCCCUCAGGAAAAUAGUGAGAGAAAAUCAAUUGGUAGUGUGCAAUGAGCAGUGCAGCCUUACCAAUGAGGCUGUUGUUGCCUUCGACAACGCCUCUUCACUGUUCCUCAGAUUUUCAAUCCAAAUCUUUCAGACUGCAAAACCCUAGUUUCAACCUCUGCUCUUCAUCUCCUUCUCAUUCUCACCAUCCAUGGCCUGUAAGAACUGCGCAUUUUCUCUCCAAACAGAAGGGGCUCUUUUUUCUGUGCUGGUAUAGUGGCAUUGUGGACGUGUGAGAAUAGAUCAAGAUAUGGAUGGUUCUGGUUAUGAAGAAGAGAAAUUGGUCAGCAUGUUUGGUUCUGAUGAAGAUGUGGCAGUACAAAUUCCAACUCAGGUUCAAUCUGUUGUGGAAGGGUCAGGGGAAGUUGCGGUUUCAGAAUUUAAACCUGUUGCUGAUGUUGACUAUCUGCAGGAGUUAUUGGCUAUUCAGCAACAAGGGCCACGAGCUAUUGGGUUUUUUGGGACACGGAAUAUGGGUUUCAUGCAUCAAGAACUCAUUGAGAUUCUUAGCUAUGCAUUGGUUAUAACAAAAAACCAUAUUUAUACCUCAGGUGCCUCUGGUACUAAUGCAGCUGUUAUCAGAGGUGCUUUGAGAGCAGAGAAGCCAGAGCUAUUGACAGUCAUCUUGCCACAAUCGCUGAAAAAGCAACCACCUGAGAGCCAAGAAUUAUUAGCAAAAGUGAAGACUGUGAUAGAGAAGCCUUAUAAUGAUCAUCUACCUCUCAUAGAAGCCAGCAGUUGGCUACGAUGUGUUUGUCAUGACAGUACUUGUCCUAAAUUGUUUGGUCCAUUCAUGAGUUUACUACUUGAACUCUGUUCCAGUUGUCAUAUUUGUGGCCUAGUUAUGUGCUUGACAAUAUUGUUUGGGACCGUAUGGUCUAGUUACUUGCUUGACAGUAUUGCUUGUGACCCUAUUGCCUGGUUAUACAUAUGGUCAUAUGCAGACUGGAAAACUUGCAGCGCUGGUUGCAACUUGCAACAAUUGGUUUCAGUUGAAGGACUUUUAUUGCUAAAUUGUCUGCGGGUUUGCUGAAUAGGUAUGUACAUCUACCUAAUAUUUUCUUUGCCAAAAUUUGCAGGCUUUGUAAUAGGGACAUCAUUUCACAUGUACAGCAAGUUAUUUGCUUUGCCUUCCAUGACAGCAAGCUUCUCAUGGAAACAUGUCAAGAGGCCAAAAAUCUGCGGAAAAUUGUCACCCUCUUUUAUCUGGACUAAAUGAAUUUAUUCAUGUCUAUACAUCUGGUAGAGAGAGAUAGAGAGCUAUUGGUUGUAAAUUAGACAGAUCAAUUUACGUUCUACAUGUAUUUUCAUUGUAACAGUUACAAAGGGGGCCAAUUUGCUCCUUUAUUGAAGAUUGUGGGGGCUCUUAUUGUUUCAUUUUGAAGGAAAUAAUAGAAAAUGAUUUGAGCU